AUGUCCCUGCUUCUGGCUGAGCGGCCUUUCAAGGAUGUUUCAGGAAGUCUCAGCUCUGAGUCGACCGAAGGAUGCAUCCUCAAGAACACAAGCCUUGGAACAAAAGCCAUCUGCACUCACCUACACCUCAAAUCUGUUCCUCAGGACCUUCCACGGAACAUAGUAAUGGUCGAUCUCUCCUUCAAUAAGAUAUCAACCUUGUUCAACGGCUCUUUUGCAUAUUACCCAAAUAUCACUUCCUUAGGACUUGAACACAAUGUUCUGUCGAAGAUAGAACAUGGUGCCUUUGAGUCUCUGAGUCACCUCAGGAAAUUAAGUCUACGAGACAACAUACUUGUUUCUCUUCCCCCAGGGUUGUUCCGUGAAAACCGUUUCCUCUCUAUACUCAUUCUCGGCAAAAACAGAUUGGUUUCUUUCCCACGCAGUGCACUUCCUUGGUCCACCAGCAUCACGACCCUUGAUGUAUCUCAGAAUAGAAUCGCUUUUCUUGAUGCCCUUGACUUUGAACCGCUACAGAACUGCUCACUAGAAAAACUAUACCUAAGAGGAAAUGCCUUACAGACUCUUCCUUUUAAGGUUUUCUCCUAUUUGAAGACAGUGAAUUGGUUGUUGCUGUCACACAACAAUUUUCAAAACUUUAUUCCCUCAGUGAUUAUAGGGAGAAGUGCUAUUACACAUCUAGAUUUAAAUGCUUGCAAGAUUGAAUAUAUAAUUUCAGGGAACAAAUCUCACAUUGCUCUAGAAGAUCAUGGUCAAAUAUCUAUGAUAAUCAUGACAGGAAACAGAAUACGAUAUUUACCUGAUUAUGCGUUUUGGGGGUUCAAUCAGACAAAAAAAAUUUCACUUCAUAGAAACAGAGUUGCCAACUUAUCUAGUAAAUCAUUCUGUGGAUUGGACAACCUAAUUGAUUUGGAUUUGUCUUAUAAUUGCAUGACAACUCUGAGCUUUAAGACAUUCUCCUGCCUGCACAUGUUAUCCACACUUAAGCUGAAUAGUAAUCAGAUUGCAAGUCUGUUUAUUGAUUUAGUAUCAGGCUUAUCCUCACUCUCCCACCUCAACUUAGCACAUAAUAAUAUAGAAGAAAUUCCUAGGAGUAACGUGACAAUUCCUUCAGUAGAACAUAUAGACCUGUCUUCUAACAAAUUCAAAACAAUCCGAAGGUUCUUUAUGUGGAGUUUCGCAAAUCUUCAAAUUCUGAACAUGUCCAACAAUGGCAUCUCUCAGACAUACUCCCCAUACUCCUUUAUCAACUUGAGACACCUUCAAAAGCUGCAUAUCACUAACGAGAAUCAGCAAAUCAUCAACGGCGCUUUUCGCUACCUGGAACAUCUGCAAGUGUUGGACUUGUCCUUCGCUCCGUUAAAGAUGACCACCCUGAGCCAAUUUACGAAUGCUUCAUCACUCAAUAGGCUAAUCAUGCGCGACUGCAGCUUGAAAAGUGCAGAUAUACACCAUUCUAAGACAAAUAGGACCCUCUUUUGGGGAUUAAAUUCCCUGAUAGUUCUGGACCUAAGACAAAAUCAGUUUUAUAUAUUAGCGCCAGGUACUUUCAACCCCUUGAAAAAACUCAGGGUUCUUUACCUGUCUCAGUGUACUAUAUCAGUUCUGAGCUGUGGUGUCUUUGAUAGCCUGACUGCCCUCACAACUCUGGACGUCCGGGACAAUGCGAUUAUGAAGGUACCUGAGUCCCUACUUCAAAGGCAACACCACCUUGCUGUUCUGUUCUUAGGCAAUAAUAAACUUGAGACUAUUCCAAGAACAUUGUUCAAGGAAACCACCUCUUUGCACAGUCUUUUCAUCCAACAAAACAGAAUCACCACCAUAGAACCAAUGACGUCCUUCCCAACGAAUACGACACUGAGAAUAGAUGCUGCUGGAAACCCAUUCUCCUGUACUUGCCAACUGAGUUGGUUUGUGAAAUGGCUUCGUUCUGGCAACAUUGAACUCAGGCGUCCAAAGCAAACUCUCUGCUCACUAACAUCAAUCAAAGCAGAGGUGGAUUCACCCAUACUAACAUUUAACCCAGACAAAUAUUGUGGAAUAAACUUUGUGAUGAUCACAAGUGUAUGCCUUUCAGGUCUUCUGGUAUUGGUGAUUGGCCUGGUGGCUUACCGGCAGCGAUGGUGGCUGAACUACAAGUUCUUCCUCCUGAAGCUAGCCAUCUUUGGCUACGAGGAAAUCAACCAUGAAUUUGAUGCACAGGACUACGAAUACCAGCUAAACAUUAUGUAUAACGAAGACGACCAGGAAUGGGUUGACGGCGUCCUGAAGCCAGUUCUGCAGGAAAGGUUUCCACAUCUCCAGAAGGUGGCCUUUGGGGACAAUGACCUCAACAUUGCGAUGUUCUACAUCAAUGCUCUUCACUAUGUUGUUGAUAACAGUUUCAAGACGGUCCUUUUGAUCAGCUAUAACUGUAUAAAUGACGCUUGGUUCUUGACCAAGUUGCGCAUCGCCCUGGAGCAAAUGAACGAUACCAAACUGGACAUGGUCAUCCUGAUUUUCCUUGAGGACAUCCGGGAUGCUGACCUUCCGUACCUAGUUCGGUUGUUCCUGAGUAAGAACAAACCUUACAUGCUCUGGACAGAUGAUGAGGAUGGUCAGGAACUCUUCUGGGCUCAGUUUGAGAAGAGCAUGAGAUCCAAUAGGGCUAUCAAUAGUGUUAUACCUGUUUAA
This is a messenger RNA of Lytechinus pictus (painted urchin), 2673 nucleotides long. RefSeq names its product toll-like receptor 3. The record is from RefSeq and is a predicted model, not a curated record. Gene Ontology annotation, cellular component: membrane. The coding region runs from base 1 to 2673 and encodes 890 amino acids. The transcript has a single exon. Gene Ontology annotation, biological process: toll-like receptor signaling pathway; immune response. Lineage: Eukaryota; Metazoa; Echinodermata; Echinoidea; Temnopleuroida; Toxopneustidae. Gene Ontology annotation, molecular function: protein binding; transmembrane signaling receptor activity.